This is a messenger RNA of Drosophila erecta, 753 nucleotides long. RefSeq lists its product as uncharacterized. NCBI's taxonomy places the organism in Eukaryota, Metazoa, Arthropoda, Insecta, Diptera, Drosophilidae. The transcript has a single exon. The coding region runs from base 1 to 753 and encodes 250 amino acids. The record is from RefSeq and is a predicted model, not a curated record.
AUGCCUUGUUGUUCGCAAGAGCAAGUGAACACCGAAGAGGAAACAGACAAGGAGUUGCUGGUGUUUAUCCGCACUGUCUACAUAGAAGCCGUACUACUGUGUUCUGCGUCGACAGUUCCUCUACUGGUCACCUCGUCGCUGAGCAUAAGCGUGGUCAAGAUCCUGCCGGUUCCGCCGUACGUCUGGCUGCUGAUCGCCAUCGCACUCCUGGUGUUCCUGAUCUGCCUACCCAUCCGGCGCACCCGGCCACUGAUCGUCUGGACAAUGGUCGGCGGAAUCGUGUUAUUCUCAACGCUGACCGCCGCAUGCUUUAUGUCCAUCUUUGACAUUCCCGACUUGGUGCUCUACUUCUUCAUUAUGCUACUGGUGGUGGGCGGACUGAUGGUCUGUGGAGCCAAGUGCCGGAAAUCGUGUCUGCCCAAUGGCCUCGUCACCGGAGUGAUUGUGACCCUCUGCCUGGCCGCGCUCCUGCCGCUCAGCUUUUUGUCGCUUUUGUCCAUCCGAUACUUCUUUGCGAGCUUCUGCGCCAUCCUGUGCAUCCUGGUGAUGACAGUCAUCCCCAUGCACGCCCAGUUCAUCCACGGACGAUUGCAGUACUCCCCAAUUGGCCUGGAAGCCAUCUGCUCCACUCUGAUCUACCUUUGCACAUUUACCGUGUUCUUCUGCAUCUGCGUGUUUUCUUGUACCAUUGACUCGCAGAUUAAUGGACCUUUAAAUUAUCAUUUAGCAGCCCUGUCUACUAUUCCUAUAUAA